This is a messenger RNA of Aspergillus saccharolyticus JOP 1030-1, 929 nucleotides long. RefSeq lists its product as uncharacterized. The record is from RefSeq and is a predicted model, not a curated record. NCBI's taxonomy places the organism in Eukaryota, Fungi, Ascomycota, Eurotiomycetes, Eurotiales, Aspergillaceae. Bases 113 to 634 code for a protein of 173 amino acids. The transcript has a single exon.
UGCGAAUCCACAAUGCAAUGUCCUAAAUGACGCACUGUGUGAUUUCAUACUCCGUGAUACGUUCACUUUGGUUCUCGAUAUAUGGGUCUUCAUUCAGCUUGUCUGGAUAACUAUGCUCUGUGCGGUUCAGCUGGUCCAGGUCUCUCGAAACCAGACAACUUAUGAAAACAUGAGGGGCCAUUCAAUUGAUCGGAGUUAUCCGAGCUCAAGAGCAUUUGCCUCGGCUCUAACGGCAGGUACAACCUCAUUAGAUGCAGCUGGCCUCUCUUCGGCCGGCCAAGGUCCCAAUCCCGCUCUGGUGCACAAUGCUUCUCAGCGACACCCAAGAAAUGGCUGUGUGCGACAAUGGACCUCUCUUCUCGGAAUCGACACAUUUUUCGCAACAGCUCGAGAUGGGUUACGGGACGGACCGCGGGCUGCUCGGCCUAGAAAUCCCUUUUCCCGUGGCAUCAUCACCAAUUGUCAGGAUUUCUGGUGCGAUCCCGCGCCCUACUUUGGACAGCGAGAACCAGGUUCCGCCAUGCUUGGCGGUGAAAUCGUCAACUACAACCGCAUGUAUGAGGUCCCAUCGCGAGUGCACUGCGAUGGGACCUACCAUAGCCUGGCCGAUAAUGACCUGGAGCAAAAUGCCUAGAGCAGCAUAUUCUGUUCAUUAUAAUAGAACCUUCAAAGACGGACCGGACACUUUGAUGGAUUCAUGCUUUUUGAGGGGAAAUAGAGCCGUGUAAAUCCCUGUCGCGUGGAUCCUAGUGUACACAUAUUAUCUGAUUGGCUCUCUCGUUCAAAGCAUUCGUUCUCAAGCGUCACUUUUACCAUCACGGCCUUCAUGUAUCAAGCUUUGCAUACUGGGAAUAUCUUGAUAGUAAAUAAUCAGUCAUUGACGAUGCAUGAGCGUUGUGAAUUAUGUAUGAGCUAGAGGCAUGGGUUGC